AGUAUGUCGCCUUAAGAGGUCCUUGUAUGGUUUAAAGCAAAGCCCUCGUGCAUGGUUUGACCGGUUCAGUACUGUCGUACAGAAAUUUGGCAUGAGCCAAAGCAAGUGCGAUCAUUCUGUAUUUUAUCAAAGAACAGCGGCUGGCAUGAUUCUCUUGGUGGUAUAUGUAGAUGACAUUGUGAUCACAGGCAGUAAUGGUUCGGGCAUCUCGUCCCUCAAGUCCUUUCUUAAUUCCCACUUUCAGACGAAGGAUCUGGGCUCUCUGACAUACUUUCUAGGUAUUGAAGUUAUGAGAAGCAAGAAGGGCAUAUUACUGACACAGCGCAAAUAUGUUCUUGACCUCCUGAAGGAAACUGGAAAUUUGGGAGCAGCACCGACUAAGUUUCCUAUGGUUCACAACCCACUCCUUGACGCUGAUGGGAGCAUACCACUCGAUGAUUCUCUUGAUGAUGAGAAACGGAUGCUUGAGGCUCAGAAGAGCAAACCAUUUGAGAAUCCUGAGAGGUACAGGAGAAUGAUUGGCAAGUUAAACUAUCUCACUGUAACUCGUCCGGAUAUUACUUAUCCAGUCAGUGUACUAAGCCAGUUCAUGGCAUCCCCGACUGUCAGACAGUGGGAAGCCUUGGAGCACGUGUUACAUUAUUUGAAGGGAUGUCCAGGUCGUGGGAUAUUAUACAAAAAUCAUGGUCAUACAGACAUUGAGUGCUUCUGUGAUGCGGAUCAUGGUGGAUCAAAGGCCACGAGACGGUCUACUACAGGAUACUGUGUCUUUGUGGGCGGGAAUCUGGUGUCCUGGAAAAGCAAGAAACAAAAUGUGGUGUCCAGAUUGAGUGCAGAGGCAGAAUACCGAGCUAUGGCACAGUCUGUAUGUGAGAUAAUCUGGAUAUAUCAGCUAUUAAAGGAAGUUGGCCUCAAAACCACUUUGCCAGCAAAGUUGUGGUGUGACAAUAAGGCUGCCCUACAUAUAGCCUCCAAUUCUGUGUUCCAUGAACGUACCAAACAUAUUGAGAUUGAUUGUCAUUUUAUCAGAGACAAGCUUAAGGAGAACUUCAUCUCCACUGGAUAUGUGCGUUCUAGUGAUCAAUUAGGCGACCUUCUAACUAAAGCUCUAAAUGGGACUCGUGUUGACUAUCUGUGUGACAAGUUGGGCAUGCUUAACAUUUAUGCUCCAACUUGAGGGGGAGUGUAGAGAUAUGAUAUGAUUUGAUAUGUAAAUAUUAUGUAAUUAUGA
Molecule: messenger RNA, 1231 nt
Organism: Neltuma alba
Lineage: Eukaryota; Viridiplantae; Streptophyta; Magnoliopsida; Fabales; Fabaceae
Exons: 1
Coding region: 92-1177 (361 amino acids)
Source: RefSeq, a predicted model, not a curated record